GUGCCAUUUUCCUCUUUUUGUUGAAACAUGGUUGUGUGUCGAUUUUUUCAAGAAGGACGCUGUAAAUUCGGAUCCGAUUGUCGCUUUGAACACAUCAAUCCAGGCGCGCCCGGCCAAUGGAAGUCCAACUCAACGCCCGUAACCGACAAGUACAAUGAAGCUUCAAUCCGAACCAAUCUAAAGGACGAACGGCCCUUGUGGCAAUUAAGUGUAUAUGGUCCCGCCAAGGAAGAGCCCAACCUCAUCGUAGGCACCGAUCGCAGUCCUGAAGAGGAUCGCCUGCUAUACUACCUAAGCAUGCGAACUACAGGCAAUAUUAAUCAAUACAUGGCUGAUCAAGAACAAGCAAUAAGAACGAUGGAUUCACAAGUCAACGCUAUUUUAAACAACCCGAAAGCCGCUCUGCAACAUUAUGAUCAGCAAAAAACCAAACAUACGAGUGGAUUUGGAGGACAAGCGAGUAAUCAGCCGUUUGAACCGUUCACCGGAGCCCCGCAAGCAUUUGGAGGUUCUUCAGCGUUUGGCAGUGGUGCAUUUGGUCAAAAGCCAGCUACAGCUUUCGGCGGCUCCGCAUUUGGAUCGGCAGGAAAUAAUGCUUUUGGUGCUUCAGCAUUUGGUGGAGGUACCGCGUCCGCGUUUGGCGGUAGUCAGCCCGUUUCCGCCUUUGGUGCAACGACAGGAGCACCAGCUUUUGGAUCCACGUCAAGCUUGGGCGCGUCUGCUUUUGGUAAACCGUCGGCUCUAGGUGGAGGGCCUGCUUUUGGUCAAGCCUCCGCGUUUGGUGCCGCCAGCAAUUCCGCACCAGCGUUUGGCGCCACUUCAGCGUUGGGUCAAUCUGCUGCGCCUGCAUUUGGAAGCACAUCCGCUUUAGGGUCAACCUCCACACCGGCAUUUGGUGCGACCUCCGGUCUCGGAGCCGCAGCAGCACCAGCAUUUGGAGCCACAUCCACACUGGGGUCUGGCUCGGCUUUUGGACAAACUUCGUCCUUGGGCGGCAACAACGCAUUCAAUAAAUCCGCCCCAUCGGCAUUCGGUCAACCAUCCGCCUUGGGUCAAGCAUCGCCUUUUAACCAAUCUACCAACACAGCACCCGGUUUCGGUUCGUCGUUGUCAUCAUCAACCAACUCGACUUUGGCCGCACCGGGAUUUGGAUCGGCCAACGUCAACCCUACUGGGUUCGGAUCAUUCGCAACAACAAAUAACCCGUCAUCUCUGUCGUCAGCAAAUAUGGAUGACCCUGAUUAUAAGGCAUUCGCAUCCGAUCACUUUGAUUUCCGAGGCAUACCCGAGGUGGAGCCACCUGCCGAAUUAUGCUAAAUUGAGGCUUUUUUUUUAUUGUUUGGAGGAGGGAUUUUUCCGUGAAAGGAAAGAAGGCUGGGUUUUGGUGAAAGUCUUGGAACUGGUCAUCACUUUGUAAGUGCCGCGGCUUUUCCACAAUCUUCCAACACAAACUGUACUGUACAUACAUAAAUAAAUAAAGGUUGCUUUGACUGAAGAUGGAGAU
This is a messenger RNA of Radiomyces spectabilis, 1504 nucleotides long. RefSeq lists its product as uncharacterized. The record is from RefSeq and is a predicted model, not a curated record. The transcript is spliced from 3 exons. NCBI's taxonomy places the organism in Eukaryota, Fungi, Mucoromycota, Mucoromycetes, Mucorales, Radiomycetaceae. Bases 28 to 1317 code for a protein of 429 amino acids. Gene Ontology annotation, molecular function: metal ion binding.